AUGUCGAACCCCAACCACGCAAUAGUCUUCGGCGCAGCUGGCCUAGUCGGCUGGUCAACUGUGGAACAGCUGCUCUCCAACUACCCCGCUGAGGGAUCAUUCGACAAGAUCACCGCAGUGAUCAAUCGCCCGCUGCCCGAGUCAGAGUUCUACUGGCCACCGGAAUCUGCGACCCGGCCCAGGUUGGAGAUAGUCUCCGGGGUAAACUUGAUGAACGGCACUGCCGAAGACUUAUCCAGACAACUGAAGGAGAAAGUCCAUGGGAUAGCUGACGUCACCCAUGUCUUUUACUUUGUAUUCAAAGAGGUUAAUGACGAUCAUAUUCUGGAGUGCCAGACCAAUUGCAACAUGAUGCAGCGUGUGGUUGACGCCAUCACAUCUUUGUCGCCUGGGCUAAAGUCCUUCAUCUACCCUGGCGGAACAAGAGGCUACGGCAUAUACGUCCCCGGAGGAACGUUCCAAGCUCCGUUGAAGGAGUCAAUGGCGGACAACCUUCCUGAGGACUAUGCCAAGACGGUCGCCUACCCCUGGUACAGGCAGCUUCUAGGUAAAGCUAGCGAGGGCAAGAGCUGGACGUGGACAGAAGUGUGCCCGGAUGCGGUCGUGGGUUUCACUCCAAAUGGAUCCGGGUGGUCUCUUGCUUUGCACUGGGCUCAGUACCUCUCACUGUAUGCUCACAAUCACGGCGUUGAUGGCACAAGAGAGCCUUCGGUAGAGGUCCCGUUUCCUGGCAACGCAGCAGGCUACAACAGCUUCUUCACCCCGGUGUCUUCUCGCACAUUGGGCCGCAUCGCUGUUCAUGCUUCGCUAAAUCCGGACAAAUGUGGCGGAAAGAUCAUCAACAUGGCCGACAGUGAGACGCCGACCAAAUUUCGAGAGAUAUGGCCAGCGCUUGCUAAGUGGUUUGGGCUGAGGGGCGUGGACCCAAGCGAGGAUGACCAGACUCUGAAGCCCGGCGAAUACAUCAAGAAGCACAAGCAUGUCUUUGCGGAGAAGGGCUUCCCGAAAGCCUCUUCUUCGGGCGUGGGUGCCGGAGCGUCUCAACUUGACAGCGUGGGAUACUGGCUGUCCUUUGACCGGCAGCUCAGCUUGGAGCGGCUCCGUUCUGUGGGAUUUUCGGACGAGAGAGAUCCGACCGAAGGGUGGCUAGAGGCGUUUGAGAAAUUCAGAGAAGCUGGUAUUAUCAUGUAA
This is a messenger RNA of Colletotrichum siamense, 1191 nucleotides long. RefSeq names its product Short chain dehydrogenase sirQ (gene sirQ-2). Bases 1 to 1191 code for a protein of 396 amino acids. The transcript is spliced from 3 exons. Lineage: Eukaryota; Fungi; Ascomycota; Sordariomycetes; Glomerellales; Glomerellaceae. The record is from RefSeq and is a predicted model, not a curated record.